UUUGCUUUCACAUCAAUGUAGAUCUCACUGUACUUGAGCUCACAAAGGAGUGCCAUCUCUUUAGAGCACAAGGAAGACAAUAAAUUACUGUCAAAUUCCAGUAGCCUGCGGAAUGGAUACCAGCAAGUCCCCCGCUGACUGGAAUUCAUCUGAGAAGUCAGAGAUUUUGCAGCCAGCACCACCACCCUACCAGGACCAGUAUGGGUACCCCAAUGCUGGAUACCCUGCUCAAGGGAGUUAUCCCACCUCUUCUGGCUAUCCAGACCAGCCAUAUGGAGCUCCAGGUGACCAGCCAAACCUCCAGGGGCAGUAUGCCCAAGGGCCAUUUCCAGGUCAGCCUGUGGUCACUGCACAGUCAACAAUGUAUGUGACCGUCACUCCACUGGCCAAUCCACAGCCGGAUUACCUGGGCUAUUCUAUCUUUACCAUGCUGUGCUGCUGUUUGCCCCUGGGUAUUGCUGCUCUGAUUUACUCCAUUUUUACUCGGAAGGCUAACAUGUCCGGACACCAACUGUUAGCAGAGACAAACUCCAAAAUGGCGCGCACCCUUAACCAUGCCGCUCUUGGUAUCGGCCUCACCGUCGUUGUGUUGUAUAUCAUCAUCGUCAUUGUUAAUAUCAUCUCCGUUAAGUAACAUCCAUCAUAAUUGUCAGAGAUUUCAUGGCUGGAUACCAGAAAGUGUUCUCAGAUAUACAUACAAAGGGUUUUUUUAUUCAAAUAUUUGGUAUUUUGCUUUUAAAUGCUUUCAAAUGUAAUCUGCUUAAUGUAACUCGCAUAAUCAUUACGACUUUGUUAAGACUUCACAUUAAUGAGCUGAUUCAUCUAUAGGGCCAGUGAGGACUGAUUCAGUACGUGUAAUCUAAUUACUCAUCUCCAAUGUAUACUUAUUUGCAUAAUUAAAACAAAUGUUCUAAAGUU
Myxocyprinus asiaticus (Chinese sucker) is the source of this 918-nucleotide messenger RNA. RefSeq names its product proline-rich transmembrane protein 1-like. Lineage: Eukaryota; Metazoa; Chordata; Actinopteri; Cypriniformes; Catostomidae. Gene Ontology annotation, cellular component: membrane. The transcript has 2 exons. The record is from RefSeq and is a predicted model, not a curated record. The coding region runs from base 113 to 634 and encodes 173 amino acids.